This is a messenger RNA of Salarias fasciatus (jewelled blenny), 5396 nucleotides long. RefSeq names its product SLIT-ROBO Rho GTPase-activating protein 3-like. The coding region runs from base 367 to 3705 and encodes 1112 amino acids. The transcript has 22 exons. Gene Ontology annotation, biological process: signal transduction. NCBI's taxonomy places the organism in Eukaryota, Metazoa, Chordata, Actinopteri, Blenniiformes, Blenniidae. Gene Ontology annotation, molecular function: protein binding. The record is from RefSeq and is a predicted model, not a curated record.
AGACUGAACUGUGCAAAAGGAGCUCAGCGCUAUUAUCACUGGGGCUGCCAUAGCUGCUCCCUGCACAGAUUACCCGAGGCUGUGUGAAAUGUGCAUCAAGCAGGGAUCGUUUGCGCUGAGGAGUGUUGCUGUAGAGGAGUGGCCGCUCACGGAGAGCAUUAUGCACUUUUAGAUCGACGCAGCAGCGCAGCGACGGCGAGGCGCGCGCACGAACCCCGACGCUGCGUUUUUAAUCUGCCAACUUGUGUCAGGCGGGCGAUGAUUCGCAUCUGAUUGUUGCUCAACUAUCCGGAGAGGACUGCGGACCGGGUGUUUCUGCGUUGUGGCCGAUCGUCGCCGGAGGAUUGCACAGUCCGUUCCCCCAAAAUGUCAUCUCAGGCGAAAGUCAAGAAGGACAAAGAGAUUAUCGCCGAAUAUGAGACCCAAGUGAAAGAGAUCCGGAACCAGCUGGUGGAGCAGUUUCGGUGUCUGGAGCAGCAGUCUGAGUCCCGGCUGCAGCUGCUGCAGGACCUGCAGGAGUUCUUCCGGCGGAAGGCCGAGCUCCAGCUGGAGUAUUCCAGAGGUCUGGAUAAGCUGGCUGAGCGCUACUCCUCCAAGAUCCGCACCUCCAGAGAGCACCAGCACUUCAAAAAAGACCAGAAUCUCCUGUCCACCGUGAACUGCUGGUAUUUGGUCCUGGACCAGACCAGACGGGAAAGCAGAGACCACGCCACUCUCAGCGACAUCUACAACAACAACGUCAUUGUGCGCCUGGCGCACGUGGGCGAGGAUGUCAUCAGACUGUUCAAAAAGAGUAAAGACAUUGGAGUGCAGAUGCAUGAAGAGUUGGUGAAAGUCACUAAUGAACUUUACACAGUGAUGAAGACGUACCACAUGUACCACACUGAGAGUCUCAGUGCUGAGAGCAAGCUGAAGGAGGCGGAGAAGCAGGAAGAGAAGCACAUCGGCAAGGCUAAUGACAUUAGCAGUAGCCUGCUGCGAUACGGUCAUGAUGAACGACCGCAGAGACGAAGCUCUGUGAAGAAGAUGGAGAAAAUGAAGGAGAAGAGACAAGCCAAGUACUCUGAAAACAAGCUGAAAUGCACAAAGGCCCGGAAUGACUAUCUUCUCAAUCUGGCAGCUACCAAUGCCCUGGUGGCCAAAUACUACAUCCAUGAUGUCUCAGACAUGAUAGAUUGUUGUGACCUGGGCUACCAUGCAAGCCUGGCACGCACCAUGAGAACCUACCUGUCAGCAGAAUACAGUCUGGAAACCUCUCGCCACGAGGGGCUGGACCUGCUGGAGGGAGCGGUGGACGCCAUGGACAUCAGGGGAGACAAGCUGAAGUUCAUGGACACACACUGCCAGAUCUUCUGUCCUCCGGCACGUUUCGACUAUCAGCCGCACAUGGGGGAUGAGGUGUGUCAGGUGAGCGCGCAGCAGCCUGUGCAGACGGAGCUCUUGAUGCGGUACCACCAGCUGCAGUCACGCCUGGCCACACUGAAGAUAGAAAAUGAGGAGGUGAGGAAAACCCUUGAUGCCACCAUGCAAACCCUUCAGGACAUGCUGACCGUGGAGGACUUUGAUGUUUCGGAGGCAUUCCAGCACAGCCAAUCCACAGAGUCGGUCAAAUCUGCCUCUUCUGACUCCUACAUGAGCAAGGCCAACAUCUCCAAGAGACGAGCGAAUCAGCACGAGACCGAAGGCUUCUACUUCACUAAAUACAAGGAGUACUUGAAUGGCAGCAAUCUCAUAGUGAAAUUACAAGCAAAGCACGACCUUCUGAAGCAGACUCUCGGAGAAGGGGAGAGGGCUGAAUAUGGAACAACAAGGCCCCCCACUCUUCCCCCUAAACCCCAGAGAAUGCGGAAGUGUAGACCUCGCUCCUUUUUUAACCAUAAGCUGUUUAACGGCAAUAUGGAGGCCUUCAUUCAGGAUUCAGGACAGCCGAUCCCAGUGGUGGUUGAGAGCUGCAUCCGAUACAUCAACCUUUAUGGUCUUCAACAGCAAGGUAUAUUUCGAGUUCCAGGAUCUCAGGUCGAAGUCAAUGAUAUUAAAAAUGCAUUUGAAAGAGGGGAGGAUCCACUGGUGGACGAUCAGUCUGACCAUGACAUCAACUCUGUGGCGGGCGUUCUUAAGCUCUACUUCCGAGGGCUGGAAAACCCGCUGUUCCCUAAAGAGCGCUUCCUCGACCUCAUAUCCACAACCAAGGUAGACUCUGGUGCAGAAAGAGCUCAUCACCUUCAGCAGAUCAUUGUGACUCUUCAGCGGCCUGUGAUCAUCGUCAUGAGAUACCUGUUUGCGUUUCUAAACCAUCUUUCCCAGUACAGCGACGAGAACAUGAUGGAUCCCUACAACCUGGCGAUCUGCUUCGGCCCGACGCUGAUGCCCAUACCAGAUGACCAGGAUCCUGUGGCCUGCCAAGCACAUGUUAACGAGGUCAUUAAGACAGUUAUCAUCCACCACGAGGCCAUCUUCCCCACCCUGCGGGAGCUGGAUGGACCUGUGUAUGAAAAAUGCAUGGCUGGAGGAGAGGAGUACUGUGAAAGUCCUCACAGCGAGCCGGGGACUCUUGAUGAGAUAGACAAUGGUACCGGGCCGAACACAAGCGAUGAAGAGUUAGAGCAGAUCGAGGCCAUUGCCAAAUUUGACUAUGUGGGCAGAAGUCCCAGAGAGCUGUCCUUUAAGAAGGGGGCCUCCCUGCUGCUCUACCUCCGAGCCUCUGAGGACUGGUGGGAGGGCCGGCACAACGGAGUGGACGGGCUGAUCCCACAUCAGUACAUUGUGGUACAAGACAUGGACGAUGCCUUCACUGACAACAUUCAGAGGACUGACAGUGAAACGAGCAGCGGGCCUCGCCACAGCGAAAGAACCUCAUCCAGGAGCGAGCGCCAGUCCCCGUGUGAACACACACCGGAGAGCCGCUUCGGAGCAGCGGCAGGACGGGUGAGAGUGCGAUCGGACGGAGCCGCGGUUCCGCGCCACAGGAACGGAGCUGAGAACCUCAGCCCCACCAGGGCUCCCGAUCACCCCCCUAGAGUCAUGCCUCGACCCUGCAGCCCGCACAAAAUAGCCGUGAGCCGGGGCCCGGCCGACAGUCCGGAGAAACGCCGCCUCACCACGUUCGGCAGCGCUGGCAGCAUCAACCACCCGGACAGGAAGGCCCUUGUCGACAGCCACUCGCAGCGAUCGUCUCCAAGCACCACUCGGCACGCGAGCUUAGGAGACCACAAGGCUCUCGAGGCGGAGGCACUCGCCGAGGACAUUGAGAAAACGAUGAACACGGCACUUCACGAGCUGCGUGAGCUGGAGAGGCAGAAUGUAGCCAAACACGCCCCUGACGUGGUCCUCGACACCCUGGAGCCCCUCAAGCACCCCGGCGGAGCCCAGGAGGCGUCGGCCAGCCCGCUCCACACCAUGGUGAUCCGGGACCCGGACGCGGCGCAGCGCCGCAGCAGCAGCAGCUCGUCCUCCGAGACCAUGACCACCUUUAAGCCCGCUCUGUCGGCGCGCAGGCCAAGCGCCCCCCUGCGGCCCCCGCCCGUCAGGCCCGUCCGGCCGGCGCCCGUGAUCGGACAGGGCCAGGGACCACACCGCUCCAGCAGCUCCAGCUCCUCCGGCCUGGGAAGCCCGGGCAUCACUCCCACUGACAGGGGCUUCCCCAAAGCUCCUUCCCCGUCGCCGUCCACCUCCUCCUCCUCCUCAGACAAACAAGGUAACAUGUAGCUCCGCUGAAUCACAGGUCAAGUGGUUGGAGAACACUGUGGAUACAGACUGACUGCGAUUAUUAUCAUGCCCGUACGCCUUUUUUGACAGCAAAAUAAAUUUGGACACCUGGUCUGUAGAAUUCACCACUCAUCUCGCACCGUGUAGGACGGCUACUUCUCAUUCCUGCUCACACACCUGUUGACCUGCUCUUACUGUAAGCAAGAAAAUGCACAGAAAAUUGAUUUAAAUCUAUGAGAAUUAUUUUCUAUAUUACUGCCAUGCUGGGAAAAAAGGAUGCGCCGGAAUAUAUCACAGAAGCAUCUCAUCCGAAUGGCUUUAGCUUUCAAAAGAUGCUGUGCUCGUCAUACUUGUAUCCAGUUUCCUCGUCCAUUACGGGGGAAAUAUUUCAUCAUGUAGACAUCCAGUCUGUGCUGGUGGUCGACGCCGUCUCUUGUUACUCUGACUCCUUGGGCACCGUUUGUAGUGGGAGUGAGGUUUUCCUCGUGGAGGCUGUUCAGCGCCGUCACACAGCGGGCAGACGGCCAGCUCGGCUGAGCGCUGAGAGCAGAGCGGAGCUGCUUCGAGCUGCAGUCCCCGAGGAAAUUACACCUGCAUUGGAUUCACUGUCAAGCUGUGUCAGAGCCUAUAAAUUACAGGGGUUUUUUUUUCUCACGUUGGUUUUAAAUGAAAUGACUAUCUAGUGUUUUGAAAUGUUGAGUUAAAAAAAUAAUUCUUGGAGGUAAUCAUGGCAGCACAGAGACUUGGUGGGCGUUCAUAGCACAAAUGUUAUUUGGCUCCAAGCAGUAUUGCCAUCCCAGCUUGUGGUACUACUUCUGUGGCGGCAGAGGAAAUCUUACUACCCAACAGCCUGUGUCAGGCCAAGUUCUCUGGAGGGUUUGUUACAUUUCCUUCACGGUCGACCAAGACUGCCACAAACCCACGGUCGUUCUCCUCCUCGACAAAACUCACGCUGAGUCAGUGAGAGGGAGAUUUAUGAAAAGCUCUGAGAAGCUACUUCUAAUAUUAAGAAACACAAACAAGAGGUCCAUUAAGGUCAGAAUAGGACCGCGGAUAACAGAAUAGACCAGCUGACAGUGAUACAGAAAACACUGACGGUCGUGACCGUUAGCGACAUGCCAUCCCUGUAACCAAUACAAGUACAAAAAAAAAAAGAUGAUCAGAAGAAAACACUUUUAUAAUAACGUCAUCUCUCUCUCUCUAUCUCUCUUUAUCUUAAAAAAGAAAAAAAGAUUAGCUGUUGUUACCUCAACAAACGACUCAAACACUCUCAUACAAGUUAAAUUACUAAUGCACUUAUAAACACUACAGGGAACUGUGUGCUGCAUCUGUAGACAUCUGUGUUUUCGUUUUGAUGAAGUUGUAACUCGGAACAUGAUAUGAAACAUCAGUAUCAUUGAGGCUUGUCUACACUCGUCUGGAUCACACACGGACCCCGCAGACUGUGUGCAGGUUUAGCUGAACUUGUUUACUGUUGGUGAUAUUUGUUGUCUGUCCCAUGAGGAUGAUCAUUAUAUCUUUAAAGUCUAAUAGGAUCUUUGGAAUGAAUAUAUACAUACUGUUAAAGGAUGCCUGUAAAAAAUAACAUUGUAUGAUAGGAACGGGAUAUAUUAUCAUCUCUAGUGUGUAGGUUUUUGUAAUUCUUAUCCUUGCACAGACAUUAGCAGAACAAUAAAUCGAUGGAACUUCAA